AUGAUAACGUCAUCCUUAACAUUUGCUAUGCAUAUAUUAGUAUCGUCUUAUAAAGUGCUGGCCCCAGUCGCCCAGUUGUUGGAAUACAUGUUGCCGUAUCGAAACAUAGCUUCCAAAGCAAUUAUGGGAAAAAUAAAUUUUAACUCGAAGCAUUUGAAAAAAGGUGAUCCUCUUCCUCCGUACAAUGGAAAAUUACGCGUAUACAAUAUGCGAUACUGCCCUUUCGCACAACGUACAAUUUUGGCAUUGAACGCAAAACAGAUUGAUUAUGAAAUUGUCAACAUCGAUCUGAUAGAAAAACCAGAAUGGCUGCCUAGAAAGAGCCCUCUUGGCAAGGUGCCAUCUGUAGAAAUAAAAGAAGACGUAUGCGUAUACGAAAGUCUUAUAACAGUAGAAUACUUGGACGAAGCGUACCCACAAAGACCCUUAUUACCAAAAGAUCCCGCCAAAAGGGCGUUCGACAGAAUAUUAGUAGAAACUACGGUAGGAAGUAUUCAUACUCUGUUCUUCAAAGUGCUCAGAGCGCCUGAUACUAUUACUGAGGAAGUAGUAAACAAUUACCACAAAUCAUUAUCACUCAUAGAAGAGCAACUAAAAAGCCGUGGCACCACAUUUUUGAAUGGAAGUGAGCCAGGUUACGUCGAUUACAUGAUCUGGCCGUGGUUUGAAAAGAUUGACGCAAUGAAGACUGUCGAUGAGAAACUUAUAAUAGAUCCAGUUAAAUAUAAGAAAUUGGUGGAGUACAUUAGCAAUAUGUUCCAAGAUCCAGCUGUAAGCGAAUACUUGGUACCACCCUCUAUCUUACUUAAAUACUUUGAAGGAUACAAAACUGGAUACCCCAAUUACGAACUACUUAACGAAAAC
Brenthis ino (lesser marbled fritillary) is the source of this 864-nucleotide messenger RNA. The record is from the annotation of a GenBank genome assembly. NCBI's taxonomy places the organism in Eukaryota, Metazoa, Arthropoda, Insecta, Lepidoptera, Nymphalidae.